Molecule: messenger RNA, 1716 nt
Organism: Somion occarium
Lineage: Eukaryota; Fungi; Basidiomycota; Agaricomycetes; Polyporales; Cerrenaceae
Source: the annotation of a GenBank genome assembly
GUUACGAUGAGUGAUUUUUUUGGAGGGGCCUAUCGUUCUGAAUGUAGCUGUAAGCACGAUCUCAAGUGUCUACGGAGGUCAUCCCGGAGGCCUGGGAGGAGCAAAAGGCUAUGAAAUUACACUGGCAGCCAGGUCUCACAUUUGAGUAGUAUCUCAGCCUUAUUUUCCCUCUCGUUCUCCGUCGCUCGUUGGUCCUUUCUCUUGCUCCCAAACGCUAUCUACUGCAUCCAUGAUCUCUGGCAUACUCAUCGACUCGCCCGAAUACGAGGAACGGAAGCGAACAACCUUUGCCCCACCAAAGAUUUCGUUUUCCGAGAUUCAAUCGGCAGUUCCAAAGCAUCUUUUUGAGAAAUCCAGCCUGAAAGCGUUGUCCUAUGUGUUCCGCGACGUCUCUUUUGCUUAUGCCUUCUACCGAGCUGCUCUAUUCAUCGAUCCUUUUGUGCACGAGCUCGCAGUCCAGCAACGUUUCGGGUUCAUCGCAUGUAGCCUCAUUAGGUGGUCGUUGUGGAUCACCUAUUGGUGGUUUGAGGGUGUUAUCCUAGCAGGCUGGUGGUGUCUAGGUCAUGAAGCGGGCCACGGAACACUUUCUCCUUACGAAUGGCUUAAUACGGUCCUAGGGUACUCCCUUCAUAGUUUUCUACUGGUGCCUUAUUUUGCGUGGCGUUCUACCCAUCAUGCACACCAUAGCAAAGCUAAUUCGGUCGAAUUCGAUGAAAACUACGUUCCUCGAACGCGAACGGACUUCGCCUUACCUGAAGAAUCCAAAGCUCGACCACUUGACUAUUCCGAAGCGUUCGAGGAGGCCCCGAUAUAUACCCUCUUCCGCAUGCUUGCAAUGCAGCUUCUCGGGUGGCAAAGCUACCUUCUGCAGAACACUCUGGGGUCGCCAAGGUACCCACCCGGUACAAAUCAUUUCGAUCCUGAUUCGCCUUUGUUCAGACCGACUGAACGCAAUUCGAUCAUCAUGUCAAAUAUUGGUUUGGCUGGAAUGUCGACUCUACUCGGAUUGUAUAUUCGUCAAGCAGGUUUCUCGAGCUUCUUCAGAUUGUAUUUCAUUCCAUACUUGCUUGCGAACCAUUGGAUCGUGAUGCUCACCUUCUUGCAUCACACUGAUCCUACUAUUCCCCAUUACCGGAAUACGCAAUGGUCCUGGCUUCGAGGGGCGUUGGCGACUGUGGAUCGACCUCUCCUUGGGUUCUUUGGUAGAUUUUUCUUGCACAAUGUCUCUCAUGACCACAUUGCGCAUCAUCUGUUCCCCCGGAUUCCUUUCUAUAACCAGCCUCAGGUCACAGAAAUUGUAAAGAACAUCCUCAAAAAGGACUACAACUAUGACUCAACGAACACUAUGCGCGCACUUUAUAGGUCGUUCACUCAAUGUUGUUUCAUCGAGGACGAGGGGGAUAUCGUAUUCUAUAAGGACCGCCGGGGCAAACCGCAUCGCAUCCUAGCAAAGCAAUGAAUGGCCAUGGGGUGUUUCGUAUUUCAUUCGUUAGAUUUCAUAUUAUUACCUGUGCAUCAGACUGUCCUCAGGAAAAACACUAAGAAUGAUGAUUGAGUGUAUUUGGGAUGUAAGUCUGGUGGGGACCAUCAAUGUAUAAGAAUUCUGCCCUAUGCUGGUUGAGAAGCUAGACUUGAGCUAGACAUCCGAUGAUAUCGGUACUGAGUGGAGACGGCUGGGGAACCCAGAGUCGAAGAAAAUAAUCUAGAGUUCACAAG